AUGCACUUUCCCCCUCUGAUCUUUGUGGUUAUUUUGGGGAUUGUGGGAUUAGUGUUGUGUGAUGCCCAAAUGUCCGCAAUUCAGAUAGAAAAACUAAUAGUGAAAAGGUUCGAGGAGAUGAUCAAAAAGUAUGAUAGCAAAAUCGCCCUUCUGGAAGAAAAAGUCGAUUCUCAAGAGGAGAAAAUAAAAAUUCUUAAACUACACUGCAUUGAUAAAAUUUCCAAUAACGAUGAUGAAGGACAAAAAGAUUUUCAAACAUAUUAUAUAGAACUAAACAAAACCAGAGAUGAUUCCUAUGAGGUAAUGUUGAACACAGGAAGUCAUGGAAAUUCGGAACAGAAGUCAGUCAAUAACUAUGAGGCAAAGAAAAGGAUUGUACCAGUUCCUGACAAUUCCGGUAUUGUAGCAUUCUGUGCAUACAUGACUUCAAAAGAAAUAAGUCCAAGCCUUCAUCAUGUUUUCGUGUUCGAUGUUGUGAAAACCAAUAUUGGAUCCGCCUAUAAUAGAAAUUCGGGUAUCUUCACAGUUCCAAUUGAUGGUACAUACGUUUUUACUUGGAGCAUAUUUUCCGAUGCGCACAGCUACAUAUUUACGCAGAUCGUCAUCAAUUCUAAGGCUUUAACUGGUAUGAUAACAGACAGUGACGAGGUGGGGGACUACCACUCUACAACGGGGGUAAUAGUCGCAACAGUUGAUCACGGAGAUCUUGUGUAUGUUCGAACACACCCAACUACUCUGUCGCAUGGAAAUGUGUUAAGCAGUCCUUUACACGGACAACCCUCUUUUAGUGGAUGGAGAUUGUAA
This is a messenger RNA of Saccostrea cuccullata (small rock oyster), 804 nucleotides long. RefSeq lists its product as uncharacterized. The transcript is spliced from 2 exons. The coding region runs from base 1 to 804 and encodes 267 amino acids. The record is from RefSeq and is a predicted model, not a curated record. Gene Ontology annotation, molecular function: protein binding. NCBI's taxonomy places the organism in Eukaryota, Metazoa, Mollusca, Bivalvia, Ostreida, Ostreidae.